This is a messenger RNA of Cylindrotheca closterium, 1482 nucleotides long. Lineage: Eukaryota; Bacillariophyta; Bacillariophyceae; Bacillariales; Bacillariaceae. The record is from the annotation of a GenBank genome assembly.
UAUGCAGGAGUGGUAUCACGUGAGAGUGUCAGAAUUGCCUUCACCUACGCUGCCCUGAAUAACCUGGACGUUUUUGCUGCCGAUAUCCGAAAUGCUUACCUUCAAGCACCCUCAUCCAGAAAGGACUAUAUCAUUUGUGGCCCUGAAUUUGGAUUGGAGAAUGUUGGAAACGUUGCCUUGAUUCAUCGUGCCUUGUAUGGCGGAAAGACCGCAGGACGGGAUUUCAGAAACCAUCUCAGAGCUUGUAUGCAUCAUCUGGAUUUUCUGUCAUGCCCUGCUGAUCCCAAUGUUUGGAUGCGUCCUGCUAUGAAGGACGAUGGCUCCGAAUAUUGGGAAUAUGUCCUUCUAUACACCGAUGAUGCGCUGCGUGUCUCUAUGAAUCCAGAAAGGGUUCUCCGAAAGGAACUUGGGAAGUAUUUUGAGCUGAAAGAGGAGAGCAUUGGCCCUCCGAAAAUCUAUCUUGGCAGUAAUGUACGAAAGGUUGAGCUGGAUACUGAUGUUCAAUGCUGGGCAUUUGGAUCCUCCCAGUAUGUCCAAGCCGCUGUCAAGAAUGUUGAGAGAUACCUCAAUGACCGUUGCAAGGCAGGAGAUGAGCGAUUUAAACUGAAGCCCAAGGCAAUGACGCCGAUGCAGACCUCCUACCGGCCUGAGCUUGACGUGAGCCCAGAAUUGGAGCCGUCUGAUGCCUCAUAUUAUCAGUCGCUGAUCGGAGUCCUACGAUGGAUUGUUGAGCUUGGAAGAGUUGAUAUCUGCCUUGAAUGUUCUUUGAUGUCUUCGCAACUGGCUAUGCCAAGAGUAGGACAUUUGCAUCAAGUGCUGAGCAUUUUCUCUUAUUUGAAAUCUCAUCACAACGCUGAGUUGGUGCUUGAUCCAACCUUCCCUGUGAUCGAUGCUGCCGAAUUUGAAAGGAAGGAUUGGUCAACCAGCGAAUUUGGCCACAUAGACAACUUGAAGGAAGAGCUGCCUCCAAACCAGCCAGAACCAAAAGGCAUUGGAUUUGUUACAACUGCCAAAGUGGAUGCUGACCAUGCCUCUGACACAACUACGAGACGUUCCCGAACUGGUUUCUUUGUGUGGGUAAAUGGUGCAUUGGUGUACUGGAUGGCAAAGAAGCAGACUGCAGUUGAGUCUAGCAGCUUUGGAAGUGAAUUCUGUGCAAUGAAGUUGUGCUGUGAAUAUCUUCGUGGCUUGCGAUACAAGCUAAGGAUGAUGGGGAUUCCUGUACUUGGCCCGUCCUUUAUCUAUGGAGAUAAUAAGUUGGUGUUGGCCAAUACAAGUAUCCCUGACUCUCAAUUGAAGAAGAAAUCUCAGUCCAUUGCAUAUCACUUCAUCCGUGAAGGAGCUGCAAAAGACAAAUGGCGGACGUCGUAUGUCAACACUCAUGAGAAUGACGCUGAUUUAUUGACUAAGCAACUGCCCUAUGGUCAAAAGCGACGAAAGUUUGUGAAUCGCCUGAUCCAUCAUGUCUAUGAACAUAACUAA